Mesoplodon densirostris (Blainville's beaked whale) is the source of this 1403-nucleotide messenger RNA. RefSeq names its product ATP synthase mitochondrial F1 complex assembly factor 2 (gene ATPAF2). Bases 161 to 1000 code for a protein of 279 amino acids. The record is from RefSeq and is a predicted model, not a curated record. The transcript has 7 exons. Lineage: Eukaryota; Metazoa; Chordata; Mammalia; Artiodactyla; Ziphiidae. Gene Ontology annotation, biological process: mitochondrial proton-transporting ATP synthase complex assembly. Gene Ontology annotation, cellular component: mitochondrion.
GCCGCGAGUGUUGUGCGCAACAUGGCGGCGCCCAGGGAGGCUGAGGACGCCGGCGGCCGGUGAGAAGCUUCGUGCGACCCGAGCGCGCAGCGUGCGGUCCCUCCGCUCGGUGUUCCCCGCACUCAGGGCUCGCGCGGUCGUCCUCCCAGGCCCCCGCGCGAUGUGGAGGAGCUGCCUCCGGCUGCGGGGCGGGGGUCGCCACCUCCUGAACAGUCCCCGGGGUGGCCUCACCGCCUCCGAGGGGCCGGGGCCAAAACCCCCGGCCCACGCCCGGGCCUACGCGCCCCCAGCAGCAGAAAGGAAGAGGUUCUAUCAGAAUGUCAGCAUCACAGAGGGUGAAGGUGGCUUUGAGAUCAAUCUGGACCACAGGAAGCUGAGGACUCCCCAAGCCAAGCUCUUCACCGUCCCCAGCGAGGCCCUGGCCGUCGCUGUGGCCACUGAGUGGGACUCCCAGCAGGACACCAUCAAGACGUACACCAUGCACCUGACCACACUGUGCAACACGUCUCUAGACAACCCGACCCAGCGAGACAAGGACCAGCUCAUCUGGGCAGCCGCAAAGUUCCUGGACACUGACACCGUCUGCUGCAGGGUGGAAGAACCAGAGACGCUGGUGGAGCUGCAGAGGAACGAGUGGGACCCAGUCAUAGGCUGGGCCGAGAGGAGAUACGGCGUGAAGAUCGGCUCCUCCACCAGCAUCAUGGGGCCCAGCAUCCCAGCCCGGACUCAGGAGGUGCUGGUCAGCCACCUGGCCUCUUACAACAUGUGGGCCCUACAAGAUCCAGAAGUGGGGCAACGUCGAGUGGGCCCACGACUACGAGCUGCAGGACCUGCAGGCGCGCACGGCCGCCGGCGCCCUCUUCGUGCACCUCUGCUCCGAGAGCUCGGCCGUCAAGCACAAGCUGCUGCAGGGGUGAGGCCAGGCCCCAAGCCAUGCGGCUGGUGGAGGCCAGCUUGGGCCGAGGCAGGGGGCGUGGGUACGAGUGAUUAUAUUGAAUGAUUCUUUGCCUCGAAGCGCAUGGAGCCUCCACUCAUUGCUCUGGUCACCUCUGGGUCCCCGAGGCCACCCUGCCUACCCACAGGGCACGUGCUGCUGGGCCGGACCCUCCCACCGGGGAGCUCUCAGUGGCCCUUAGCACCAAGGCUUUUGUUUUCCAGUUUUUAAUCAGUCUUUUAAAACUGAGUCCCUCUUGGUCUGAGCCAUCUGUUUCUGUUGGUUUGUUCCUACUGUUUUAGCAAAAAUGAUUUACUCUUAAAAAUAGAAAGUAGGGUUUCCCUGGUGGCGCAGUGGUUACGAAUCCACCUGCCAAUGCAGGAGACACGGGUUCGAGCCCUGGUCCGGGAAGAUCCCACAUGCCGCAGAGCAACUAAGCCCAUGCGCCACAGCUACUGAGCCUGCGCGC